Molecule: messenger RNA, 1187 nt
Organism: Choloepus didactylus (southern two-toed sloth)
Lineage: Eukaryota; Metazoa; Chordata; Mammalia; Pilosa; Megalonychidae
Gene: MRPL22
Product: mitochondrial ribosomal protein L22
Exons: 9
Coding region: 252-944 (230 amino acids)
Biological process (GO): translation; ribosome assembly
Cellular component (GO): ribosome; mitochondrial large ribosomal subunit
Molecular function (GO): structural constituent of ribosome
Source: RefSeq, a predicted model, not a curated record
GGGCUGCCCUUGCUGUGAUCUGCCUACUAACCCAGCAGGCCUUGCGAGUUUCUCCUCACCACCCGGCUGAGGGUCUGAUCCCAUCCCCGGCGUUAGGGGUUCUCGCAUCUCACAGCAAAGACACAUAAUUAAGAGGCAUGCUGGCCUAAUCACAUGUUAAGCACCGGCGGCUUGUUCGCGGUCUCCAUAACAACACCGCUUGUACAGGUACUGCUGGGUCUCUGAUCGGGAGGAAAUAAGGAGUAUUGCGCAUGCGUCAUGUCCAGUCGGUGUAUGAACUCGGAGGCCUCCGUAGGAGAAGGAAGAUGGCGGCUACCGUACUGGAGCAGUUGGGUGCGUUAUGGAUGCAGAAUAUGAGGAGCCAGGGGAAGCUGGCCUUGAGGCUUCUUUCAUCUCACAAUGUUUUGCCCCAAUCAUGUAUCCACACAAGCGCUCCUGUUGACAUCUCUCGAAAAUGGGAGAAGAAAAAUAAAAUCGUUUAUCCUCCACAACUGCCUGGAGAACCUCGAAGACCAGCAGAAAUCUAUCAUUGUCGAAGACAAAUAAAGUACAGCAAAGACAAGAUGUGGUAUUUGGCAAAAUUGAUACGAGGAAUGUCCAUUGACCAAGCUUUGGCUCAGUUGGAAUUCAAUGACAAAAAAGGGGCCCAAAUAAUUAAAGAGGUUCUUCUAGAAGCCCAAGAUAUGGCAGUAAGAGACCACAAUGUGGAAUUCCGAUCCAAUUUAUAUAUAGCUGAGUCCACCUCAGGGCGAGGCCAGUGCCUAAAACGCAUUCGCUACCAUGGCAGAGGUUUCUUUGGGAUCAUGGAGAAGGUUUAUUGCCAUUAUUUUGUGAAGUUGGUGGAAGGACCCCCACCUCCACCCGAGGCACCAAAGACAGCUGUCAACCACGCCAAAGAAUAUAUUCAGGAGCUUCGUAACCGGACCAUCACUAACACUCUAUGAUGGGGGAACCCAGUCUAAAAAGUGGCCACAUUUUGAGGACAUUCCACUAAUAGAAUGAAGAAUGUAGUUUUAGUGCCAUGUUUUCAGAUGACAUUAAUAAUAGCUACAAUUUACCUGGAACUCAUUAUUUACCAAACUCUGUACUAGUAUUUUAUGAAACUCUUCAUAACAUCCUGCAAAUAUAGAUACUGUUUUGUUACUUUACAAAGGAAGAAACCAAAACACAAGAGAUUCAAAUAACUA